AUGGGAAAGAACAGAGACGNNUUUGGUGCCAUCGUCGCCGUCUCUACCCUCACAUCGAAACGCCGCAAUAGCCUGCUGCUGGCAGCAAACAUCACCGAAAUCGACAUCACCAUCCCCAACCAACCAAUCUGGACAGACGCAGACCUGAAAAACUUCAAGGCAAAGAACGUUUCCACAAUCACACGCGGCUCGGCACUGGCAUGGAUGGGCCACUUGAAUGUGCUGCGCUGGUUCUUGGACUCUGGGUUGGAAACAAUGUUAGUCAUGGAAGACGAUGUGGACUGGGACAUACACCUACGCACAUCACAAGUGCCCAAAGUAGCAGCCGCCAUGCGCACUCUGCUCACCGAGCAAUCAAACCAUCUCCCCGCAACGACAAGCUCAAGGCAAAAGCCAGUCACGCCCGAACAAGCAGGAGGCUACUGGGGCAACCACCUCGACUGGGACAUCCUGUAUCUCGGGCACUGCGGCGACAUGUUCACACGCUCCGAAUGGACAAACGAAACAGCCGUGCCCCGCGUCGCCGUCAGCGACCCAACCCUGCCAUCGCCCGAAUACAUGCACAUCCUGACCCGCCGCUUCCUCGCCGAGAUAGGCGUCCCCAUCAAGACCCGCGUAAUCCACAAAUCCGUGUCGCCAUUGUGUACAUUCGGAUUUGCGCUUUCGCGCGCAGGUGCCCAACGCCUACUCUACGAUGUCGCUGCAUCAGAGCCAGAAGGCGGCAGCGAAGCCUACGACGUACGCAUCCUCGAAGCCUGCCGCGACCUAUCUUUCCGCUGCUGGUCUGCAAACCCAGAACUGUUUCACCACCAAGACGCACCUUCGGAAAUCGCCAUCGUAAACGCCAAANAGGGCAAAGAUCACAGUGCCAAAGAGCACGACCUCAAAGCUUCUCCGCCGGGCAUUGGUGUGGACAGUGAAGGCAGACUGCAAGGUGCUGCGCCGAACAUCGCGUGCGGGAUCCGAGGAAGCAGUUUUUGGACGCAAGAUGCAGAUACAAUCGAAUACUUGAAAGAGGUUGUAGGGAGGCAAGGACAUUGUUUGAGAGACCACCAUGCCGAAGACAUGAGUAUUUGGCCUCAUCUCUGA
Aureobasidium musti is the source of this 1089-nucleotide messenger RNA. Lineage: Eukaryota; Fungi; Ascomycota; Dothideomycetes; Dothideales; Saccotheciaceae. The record is from the annotation of a GenBank genome assembly.